This is a messenger RNA of Penicillium taxi, 1827 nucleotides long. RefSeq names its product Hsp70 family protein. The transcript has 6 exons. The record is from RefSeq and is a predicted model, not a curated record. Bases 1 to 1827 code for a protein of 608 amino acids. Lineage: Eukaryota; Fungi; Ascomycota; Eurotiomycetes; Eurotiales; Aspergillaceae.
AUGGCGGAUUGGGUUCCGAUUUUUGUGGUAGGGGUAGAUUUUGGCAUGACAUGCACUGGUGUCGCCUACUCAUAUGCCCCCGAAUGGCCAACUCCCAAACCUCUCCAAUACUGGCCAGGCUUGGCGAGGCCGGACCUCGCCAACAAAGUGCCCUCACAACUAAUAUAUCACCCCAAUUCAGGCGUGGUGAAAAGCUGGGGCUUCCAAUGCAACGUGGAACGUGAUGACCCAGCUAUCGAUAUCAAAGAAGACUUUAAGCUCAAUCUCGAUCCGCACUUCAAAGAUGUCCGGCCAGAUGCCCCAUCCUGCGAGGAUGCAAUGCGGUGGUUCCAGGAUUACAUUCUUGUUAUUUAUCGCUACACAAUUUCUCAUUUGGCUGAGGGCUUUCCACGAUUUAACUCAAGGCGAGUAGAGUUUAUCUUCAGUGUUCCGACAACAUGGAAGGAUCCUCGAAUGGUAGCAAGACUUAAGGAUUAUAUUACUCUGAGCUCUCCGAUGCAUAGAGCGACUAUCGGUCUUACGGAAGCCGAAGCUGCUGCAGUCUACGCUAGUGGUCACAACUAUCAAAGAGAUGAUGUUAUCCUCGUUUGUGAUGCUGGUGGUGGUACUAUGGAUGUCAACAUCCUCAAGUUCCUGUCUGCCCCGGGCGAACCCACGAAGUUCGCACCUCUCGGCUUAGUUGAAGGAGAAGCAAGUGGAUCUGUCAUGAUCGAUAUCGGAGCUCACGAAAUCCUAUGUAACAAACUGAACAAGGUCCAACAUUUACUUCCACGUCCCUCCCGCGAAGUUGCCCGUGAGAUGAUGCAGAAUCAUGGAUUUGAGCAGUUCAAGUGUUCAUUUGGGUCCACAGGGACUGUGGAAGCAGGUCCGUUAGAGCUUUCGAUUCCUGGCCUCGGCGAGGAGGCAAACUUCCCCGAAGCUAAGAUUGUCAAAGGCUGUCUUCAAAUAACUCAGGAAGAACUAAGAGAACUUUUUGAUCUCAGAGCUAAGGAGAUGCACUGUUUACUGGAUGAUCAGAUUGAUCGGCUACAUCGGACUCACCCAUUAGAAAAAAUAUCUUUCAUCGUUCUAUCAGGUGGUUUUGGAGGUUCACCUUAUAUGAGACGAAAGCUCAAGGACAGAUACGAGGAUCGACGUAUUAUGUCAAAUCCCAUCGAGGUUUUGACUGUGGAUGAACCACAGCUAGCCGUAGUCCAAGGCUUGGUCCUGAACAGGAAACAGCAACUCCAGCAAGGUUCUCACACCAUCCACUCGCUAUUCAGCCGCGUCAGCUACGGUGUUAUCUGUGAUCAAUUAUACGAUCCGAGUCGACACACAGGGGAGACAGUCCGACAUGACAAAUGGGAUAAGAAGAUAUACGCUACUCAGCAGAUAGACUGGAUAGUAAAGCAGGGUCAGCUAGUACCCCGGGCCGGGGUAACCCAGGUAUUCCGCCGAAAGAUUCUCCCAAAUACCCUCAACAAACCCUGGAUGGCCCAAAUAGUCAUGUCAACAUUACCCUUACACCAACUUCCACAAAGCAUGUCCCGUCCAGGGGCGCGACUCAUCUGCAACAUACGGGUAGACAUGAGCAGCGUGGAUCGGAAACCGAAGAACGACCACUGGUAUGAUUUCAGACCAAAAUAUUACGUUGCUCACAUCAACCUCAAGGUAGUUGUUGGCCCUACGGACCUGGGAUUCGAACUGUGGAAUAUGAAUGGUGGGAGAAUUCGUGGGGAGACGCAUGAUCCUGUUACUGUCAGCUGGAAUACUGCGCAGGAGAAAAUGGAUGAUCAAAAGGAUAAACUUACGGAAACGGUGUUGCAUGAAAUGGGUGUGAAUGAUUGA